GCUGAGCGUUGUUACGACUACUUUCGAGUUGUGCACACGGUGGGACCGUGAUAAGGUUUGAUAGUAACCUAAUAUCAUGUGAGUUGUAUUCAUGUGUACUUGUCGAAGACUUCAGUUCGAUUUCAACAAUCAACGGAUAACGGUAUAGUUGAGCCCAAAGAAAGAAUGAAGCCGACACAUCUGCUGCUGAUUUUGUUCUGCGCAAUCUGCCUCGCACGAAAUGUCGAGGGAGCUAGAAUAUUGGGAGUGUUUCCCUUGCCAGGAAAGAGUCAUUUCGCAAUGUUCAAAGAAGUGAUGAAAAGCCUUGCCAAGGCGGGGCACCAGGUUGAUAUGGUUAGUCACUUUCCGCAGAGGAAUGCACCUCCAAAUUACAACGAUAUGAUCAGUUUAGCAGGCAUAGGUAUUACAGUGGUCAAUAACAUGUCAUAUGAAUUGGUGAAAACCUUCGCUGGUGCGGAAUUGCAAGAUCUAGUUCAAUUGACUGGAAACGAUAUUUGCGAAGCACUUGGACAUUCCGAGGUGCAAAAUUUGAUAAAAAAUCCGCCAACUGAUCCACCGUACGAUUUAGUCAUUACAGAGUUGUUCUAUGCUAGCUGCUACUUUGCCUUCGGAAGGCAUCUGAAAGUUCCGGUAAUUGGUCUAUCUUCUUCAACGAUAGUGCCUCAAGCCAACGCACCACUUGGCAAUCCCUUGAACACAGCCAUCGUAUCCGAGAUCUCGGACCGCCCGGCUUCGCACAUGAACUUCAGGCAGCGACUCACAAACACGUUAACCACCGUGUACAUGAAUUUACAAUCUAGAUAUUACAUGAAAGCACAGAACGACAUGGUCAAGAAGUACUUCGGGCCAGACAUGCCUGACGUUGAAGAGCUUGAAAGGGACAUGUCCCUACUUCUGGUCAACACCCACCCUAUUUUUCACGGUAUCAGACCGUUGACCCCGGCUGUUGUAGAGGUCUCAGGUCUGCACAUCCAUGAUGAUAACUCAACAAUACCGGCGUACUUAAGGAAAUGGUUGAGCGACAGCAGCGACGGUUUCAUCUACUUCUCGUUUGGCUCGCUGGUGAUGUUUGAAUCAUUUCCGAGUGCGGAUCUGGCUGAGAUAUACGCGGCAUUUGCCAAGGUUGCACCACUUCGUAUUCUGUUGAAAGUGUCGGAUCCGAAAAAACUACCACGUGGAUGGCCCAACAACGUGUUGCCUUUGCAUUGGGUUCCACAAGUACAAGUUUUGAAGCACAAAAAUAUUCGGGGCUUUAUAACGCACGGCGGUUUGAUGGGACUUCAAGAAGCAGUGGCUUACGCUGUACCAUUGAUCGGCAUUCCUCUAUUCGGCGAUCAAAUGGGUAACAUAAAUAUUUGCGUGGAGAGAGGAAUCGCCGUACGUUUGAAUUACACGGAUUUGAAGGCAGAUAAGAUUGUUGCAGCCAUAAAGACUGUUACCCAGGACCCUAAGUAUAAAAAGAACAUGGUUGCAGUAUCGAAGCAAUUCCUGGACCGACCGAGGUCUCCUCACGAUAUAGCGGUUUUUUGGAUCGAGUAUAUCCUGAAACAUGGGGCAGAUUCUUUGCGAUCGCCAGCCACUAAGUUAACGUGGUGGCAAGUAGAGUUACUGGACGUAUACGGCACCGUACUUGCUUCACUCCUGCUCAUUCUCUACAUCGUAAAGUUUAUUUUUUCAACGAUUCUUGGUCACGUUUUUCGAACAAGUGCAUCAUUACCUCUAUCGAAGAAAACGAAUUGAAUCUAAAAUACAUCCGGAACUUUUGUCACAAUGGUUGUGACAUUGGUGUACGAACUUCACUCGUUGCAGAUUAUGUCGAAUAGGCAGUUUAUGUGUUCCUUAACUAAUGAUGAUGGAGUACCUUGUGAAAUUCAAUAUCACUGCACCCGCUUCAUUAAAUACAAUCGCACAGAUAAUAAGUCGACAGAGACAGCAGCGAUUGUUAUACAGCUGCAGGAGACUUUACCCGUUAUCAGAUUCAGCAGUUUCCCUGUACCUUAUACAUAAUAAUAUUAUAUUACAUAACAACGUGAUAUUAAGCGAAUGGCGGUGAAAUGAAACAGAUGCAGGAAACUGAGAUACACAUUUCUGUACGAACCGGUUAUAAGUAAAAUAAUGACUAUAUGCAUUUGAUACUCUAAUUUAGCAUCGCAAGUGAUUAGCAUCCGUGAUAUACUGAUAUUCCGGAAUGAAAUGUAUAUCACUGUUUCUCUACGUAUAGAACUACAAGAGAACCUCUUGGUUUAUCGUUAAUUAUUACCUAUUUUAGAACUCAUUAUUAUUUGUCCUCAUUUAUUUUCUGACGUAUGUUUGUUCAUCGGAAAAUUUAUAGAUACAGAGAUAUGUAAUCGCCCGAAACCACGUAUCUGUACACAAUAUCAUAUAAUUAGCUUAUCGCCGUACGUGUAAAAACGUAGAUGCUGAAAUGACCGUGUCACAAGUCAACUAAAAAUUAAAGAAGGUGAGCUAGGCCGGUGUCGUUUUGAUUCGACGGUAAUAUUGUAUGUUAUUGUCAGUUUUUAGUGUCCUAGAAAUGUAUAUAAUAAUAGGAAGUAAAUGCAAGCAAACCUCACUGUGAACGAAACUUCCGAACGUGAUGUCUAACGCACUCUCUGAAGUGGCGAAACACUUACAUCAAAGAACACAAUGAAUAUUUCUUAACGGCGAAAAUUCGGUAGUAACAGUCUGUCUGAAUUUGAAAGCUGCACCACGUGCGUUUACUAUUGAAGUAUCAGAUGUGCGGCCGAGAGUGAUCGUUAACGCGAUCUGAAAUUAUGCUCGCAAAAUUCUAAUCGCCAGAAAUCACGGGGCGUAAAGCAUGAAAGUAAUUACGAGAGUAAGUGUAAAAUACCUGAUAUGUGAGUAUCUUGAGCUGAAUGGUAAGUUCUCCACCGUGGAAAACUCUUGAGAUAGCAAAGUUACAGCGAUAGAACUCAUGACUUGUAUAAUUUAUACUAUCGAAAGAAAUAGAAAUGGAUAGAUAGGCUUCUAUGAAAAGAUAAGAUUGUCGCACUACGUGACUAAUUGUACGAAUUCGAUAGCCAAGUCCAGCGAGUACCUCACGAGACGUGUUUGCGUGUAGUGGGUGAUGUUAACCCGCUUUCCGACAAUAAACAAGUGAUAGUAAAUG
This is a messenger RNA of Neodiprion virginianus, 3130 nucleotides long. RefSeq names its product UDP-glucosyltransferase 2-like. The record is from RefSeq and is a predicted model, not a curated record. Lineage: Eukaryota; Metazoa; Arthropoda; Insecta; Hymenoptera; Diprionidae. The transcript has 5 exons. Gene Ontology annotation, molecular function: UDP-glycosyltransferase activity. Bases 166 to 1740 code for a protein of 524 amino acids.